GCUGUUGUGACUGAAGAUCAAGAAGGAGGCAGAAAAACUAAUUUAUAACUCAACUACUUGAAAUAAGGAGGAUUUUCUGGUGGACUGGACUGACUUUGACUUGAAAUUGUAGAACGAUGGCUUCUCACAAGCGGAUCCUGAGCGCCCUGGGGAACGGUCCGGCCCGGCGGAACCUGUUCGGCCCAUUGGACCGAGAGCAGCUGCAGGCGGAGUACAAGGCCGCCCUGCAUAAAGACCUGGAGGAGGCCUCACAGCGCUGGGGCUUUGAUUUCUUCUCGGACAAGCCUCUGGAGAGCAGCGACUUCCAGUGGGAGGGCAUCCCAGGCAGCGGAGUGCCGUUGCUCUACAGACCCUGCAUGCUGGGCCGGGGUCAGGCAAGAGGCCAGAGGGCGGCAGAGGCGACGGUUACUGCCAGAGGAGGAAGGGUGGAGCCCCGGCAGAGCGGGAAGGAGAACAUCCCUCAGACGCCCGAGAAAUUCAUGCUGAGCCUGGACAAGCUGGAGAAAACCCCAGACCGAGGCGAGAACGGAGGGUUGAAGAGGAAACAGACAAACCUUACAGAUUUCUAUCAGGCCAAAAGAAGAGUGGUUUGGAUGCCACGCAAAUCCGGCGAGUGAUAUUCGGUGGAGCUUUUGCUGCAAAGGUGCCAACAUUCCAAGAGAACAACACAAACACUCAGGAAUCAAACGUUCUGCACAGACUCUCUGCACAGGCACUCAGCAGGAGGUCGUGUAUCCGGCAAACCAUCUGACAACUAAAGGGACCUCAUGUCAUUACUAUAAGGUUAAUUAGGGUACUCUAUUCACUUAGAGGGUAGGGGGGGCGGGGUUGGUGUGUUUCCCAGUGGUAAGAAGGGGACGUUUGAGCAGAGAAGAUUAACAGUAAUCUCUGGAUUUAUACUCAUUUGGAUCGAGGGGUUGCCAAAGUGUUGACGGACAUUUCCUACUGUGCAUUCCACAGCGUCAGGUUUCUGUAGGAGAAAACGAUGGACGAACGCAAUAACUGUACACACUUGAAUCAGGUGCCUCGCUGGCUCAAAUCAUUUUGUCCGAAAGCUGCAGAGUGACUGAAAACGGUGAAUGGAUGGUGGCUCCUUUGUUCAAUUCCACUAUUGUUUUUCUACAGUGUUUUUUUUUUUUUUAACGUGUAUCACAAGGGCUAGGAGUCUUGUUUUUGUUUUUUUACUCUCCAGAGUGUGUAAUACUUUGUAUCCUGAGCUGUACAAUCAUGCUUUAUCCACCAUCAUGUACUCAUAGGAAAAUGCUUGAAGAGUUGUGAGAUCUUGAACAUGCAGUUUGCUUUUGCUUAGAUUGUAAAUGACAGAAGUGCCAUCAUGUCCUCUUCCAUCCUUUCUACUGUAUGUCAAUCGAUUUUCAAAGCAUGUCUCCAUAGCUGCCCUGUCCAGCACCAGAUAAUGUGGGUUAUGAGUGUAGCACCAUAACACCUAAACACUUAUAUUUAGAUUAUAUAUAUAUCAGAGAUUUAUCUAUAGAGUUUAUUACAGCAUUGUGAAGUAGCAUUAUCACAGAAGCACUGCAGUAUUGCACAUAAAUGUGAUGGUGGUGCAAACGACGCGCCCAGCAUCAAGUGCCUUUCGGGCAUUUGUUUCGGUAUUUGAAGCUCCUUAAAGGACAAUCAGAAGACCGCGUUCUCUGAAGCAAACGUAUUAUUUAGUAAGCUAAAGUGGCAUGCUUUCUGUUCUUCUCUAUUCUGAAACGCACUGCGGUUUAACAGACAGUGUGUUACAAUCUGCCUCAAAACUAACAGAACGUUAUUGUGGCUUGUGUUGGCGAAUCCUGCUGCUAUGAGUGAUCUGAAGGGGAGUCACACACAGUCACUGUAACGCUCAUCCUGUUCGCAAACACUACAGCGAAGCAAAUCACCCCAGAACAAUGAAAGCACUUCUGUUUAUAGCUGCUUGUGCACAGGUCCUACAUGUUGUUCUAUGUUAUAAGCUGCAAAUGAAAAGAUCUAUCCUUAUUUAUUGUGAGAUACUAUGCCUGGUGUUAAUUUAGAUUUUUUUUAAUUAUUAUGAGAAUUCCAAAUUCGAAUAAAAUAUUCAAAUGGA
This is a messenger RNA of Stegastes partitus (bicolor damselfish), 2068 nucleotides long. RefSeq names its product cyclin dependent kinase inhibitor 1A (gene cdkn1a). The record is from RefSeq and is a predicted model, not a curated record. Gene Ontology annotation, cellular component: cyclin-dependent protein kinase holoenzyme complex; nucleus. NCBI's taxonomy places the organism in Eukaryota, Metazoa, Chordata, Actinopteri, Pomacentridae. The transcript has 3 exons. Bases 117 to 617 code for a protein of 166 amino acids. Gene Ontology annotation, biological process: negative regulation of cyclin-dependent protein serine/threonine kinase activity; signal transduction by p53 class mediator; DNA damage response. Gene Ontology annotation, molecular function: cyclin-dependent protein serine/threonine kinase inhibitor activity.